Messenger RNA from Dichotomopilus funicola, 1707 nucleotides. RefSeq lists its product as uncharacterized. The transcript has 4 exons. NCBI's taxonomy places the organism in Eukaryota, Fungi, Ascomycota, Sordariomycetes, Sordariales, Chaetomiaceae. The coding region runs from base 1 to 1707 and encodes 568 amino acids. The record is from RefSeq and is a predicted model, not a curated record.
AUGAAGCAGACAUCGGAGGAGUUGCAGCGGGAAAACGGUCAGCUCAAGCACAUUUUCACCAGCAUUUCGAAGGCACCAGAGACGGAAGCUUUCGAGGCAUUGCGGAGGGUAGGGGCACAAGGCGACAACCCGCUACUUGCCCUCGAGGCCGUCGUUGACGCCGGUUUUCUCCGCCAACCCAUAACGACCAUCGAUGGGGAGGUCAAGCGCAUCGACAACGAAGCGUUAGCGGAGAGCCGGCACAAGUUGCCUGCGAAACCAUGGACUUCAGUUGCCGGGGAUGGGUUAGUGUCACAUCUCAUCUCGGAUUAUUUGAGUCGUGAUGAGCAGGAUCCCUUUGUCCACUGUCUGCUGCUUUUGGAUUCGGAGCUCUUUUUGAGGGAUAUGAAGCGGGGCGAUUUGGCAAAUAGCCAGUUUUGUUCGCCUUUUCUCGUCAACACCAUCUGUGGGUUGCGUUCGUUAUUUUCCGAGAGAGUCAGGCAUAUCAAUGCAGCUACAGGGACAGACCUCACCAAACGCUUCGCGGCCGAAGCAAAGAAGCACUUCGAGACCGAGGCGGACAAGCGCCGCGUCACCACCCUCCAAUCACUGUACUACUUCUUCCUCUUCACAUGUCAUCUGAGCACGAAUCGAGCGGGGUCACUUUACCGUCUCGCCGCUCUCGACUACAUUCAAAACUCAGACGUGGAGAAGGUGGUGCUCAUGAAGCCCCGCAGCUCCAACCCCGAGGAUGCCAAUAAGCGCCGGGCUUUGUUCAAGACCUAUUGGGCCAUCUUUAACUUUGAGUGCAUCCUCUGCAGUACUUACCUCAAGGCUCCAGCCAUCAAAGGCCUCCCGCUUACCCCUCUGCCCUCAUAUGGACCGGACACCAUUUUAAACCCGGUCAACGCCCUGUCACUUCUGCCUCCCCCGAAUUCCUUUCCCAGUGUGAACGAGAUAUCUCACCUGCAGUACCGCGCCAUGUCCUACAACAUGAAGCCGCAGAUGCCGGUCGGAGAAGAGCCUGACUUAGUGCCUCGUAGACACCUUCUCUAUGAGCUCAGCCAACUGGAAGGCAGGCUAAUUCCGGUGCCGCAUGACGUGUACACCGAGGACAGCAUAGUCAUUCAAACAAAAGUCUACCUCGACAUGGUAGCCUACAAUGUUCUCCGGCCACUGCCUUCCAUGACCACGAUUCACGUAGGCGAUACCAUAACCACUGCGAGGGCCCACCUUCUCGCCCUGGCUACGACCGACAUCACCUUGAUGCACACCUACCUCACGAAACGCGCCACUCCACAGUAUUCUCCCGCCAUCGUCAUCCCACUGUGGUCUGCUGUCUUCACCUUCAUCCCGUUUCUCGACGACAUAUCCACUCACGCCGCGUUCACCAGCGGCUGUGCCCUCUUACACAACUUUGAGCGCAACAUGCAUGGUAUCAGGACGUUCCGCCGUGGCGUCCUAGCGGUGGCUUGGAGGAUCGGAAUGCCGCUGCCACAAUCAGCCUUGCAGUAUCUGGAGGGACUGGAGGACGAGGUGCGGACUGGCCAGGUGGAGUUGAGGGAGGUGCCCGUCGACUUCGUAAUCGCUUUGCCGAGGGAGGUCUUGACCCGGGUCCUAGGGAAAGAAGGGGAAAAUGCUGGAGGGUUGGAUUUGGGAGCGGUAUUGGGAGAGUGGGGAGAAGAGUUAUUGCGGACCAAACCGCCUUUUAAAGAGGAAAAUUUUUGA